GGGGCCCCGCACCCUCGGAGGCCGGGGCGGCUGCGGGAUGGACCCCGCCGGAGCCCGCCUUAGGUAGAGAGGGCAGGCCGGGCCGGAGCCAGGAUGAGCAACGCCUCGGUGGCCUCCUCGUCCUCCUCGUCGGGGUCGUCGUCGACGCCGCCGCCGCCGUCCGAGGGCUCGCUGCUGCUGCUGCUGUGCGAGGAGGAGGCCCCGGGGGCCGGCCGGCGCAUCCCCGUGUCCCUCCUCUACUCGGGGCUGGCCAUCGGGGGCACGCUGGCCAACGGCCUGGUCAUCUACCUGGUGUCGUCCUUCCGCAAGCUGCAGACCACCAGCAACGCCUUCAUCGUCAACGGCUGCGCCGCCGACCUCAGCCUCUGCGCCCUGUGGAUGCCGCAGGAGGCCGUGCUGGGGCUGCUGCCCGGCGGGGCGGCGGGGCCCCCCGACGCCCGGGGCCCGGCCGGCUCCCCCGCCUCCCCGGCGGGCUACCGCCUGCUGCGGGGCGGCCUGCUGGGGCUGGGCCUCACCGUGUCGCUCCUGUCGCACUGCCUGGUGGCCCUCAACCGCUACCUGCUCAUCACCCGGACGCCCGCCACCUACCAGGCGCUGUACCGCCGGCGGCGGACGGCGGGCAUGCUGGCCCUGUCCUGGCUGCUGGCCCUGGGGCUGGUCCUGCUGCUGCCGCCCUGGACGCCUCCGGCCGGCGCGGCCGCCCCGACCCCGCACGGCCCGGCCCUGCUGGCGGCCGCCGGGCUGCUGGCCCAGACCGCCCUGCUGGGCCACUGCUACCUGGGCAUCGUCCGCCGGGUGCGGGUCAGCGUCAAGAGGGUCAGCGUGCUCAACUUCCACCUGCUGCACCAGCUGCCCGGCUGCGCCGCGGGGGCCGCCGCCGCCGCCGCCUUCCCGGGGCCCGGAGGGGGCUCGGCGGCGGGGCCCGGAGGGGGUCCGGGGGGCCAGCCCCCGCCGCUGCCCCCCAGCCUGCACCCUCGCCGGGCGCAGCGGAGGCUCAACGGGCUGUCCGUCCUGCUCCUCUGCUGCGUCUUCCUGCUGGCCACCCAGCCCCUGCUGUGGGUCAGCGCGGCCAGCGGCUUCUCGCUGCCCGUGCCCUGGGGCGUGGAGGCGGCCAGCUGGCUGCUGUGCUGCGCCCUGUCGGCCCUCAACCCGCUGCUCUACACCUGGAAGAACGAGGAGUUCCGCCGGUCGGUGCGCUCCGUGCUGCCGGGGGUCGGGGACGCCGCCGCCACCGCCGCCGCCGCCGCCGCCACCGCCAUCCCCGCCGUGUCCCAGGCGCAGCUGGGCACCAGACCCGCCGGACAACACUGGUCACCCCACUGCUGACCCCACCCUCGCCCCCCUCCUCCCCGGGACGGGCCCUCCCUCCCUCCUUCCC
Messenger RNA from Ornithorhynchus anatinus (platypus), 1378 nucleotides. RefSeq names its product G protein-coupled receptor 88 (gene GPR88). The record is from RefSeq and is a predicted model, not a curated record. Gene Ontology annotation, biological process: G protein-coupled receptor signaling pathway. Gene Ontology annotation, cellular component: membrane. Gene Ontology annotation, molecular function: G protein-coupled receptor activity. The coding region runs from base 94 to 1326 and encodes 410 amino acids. The transcript has a single exon. NCBI's taxonomy places the organism in Eukaryota, Metazoa, Chordata, Mammalia, Monotremata, Ornithorhynchidae.